Molecule: messenger RNA, 330 nt
Organism: Entrophospora sp. SA101
Lineage: Eukaryota; Fungi; Glomeromycota; Glomeromycetes; Entrophosporales; Entrophosporaceae
Source: the annotation of a GenBank genome assembly
AUGAGAGUACAUAAGAUACGUGGAACAUAUGAUAUAGAUUUUGCUGAGCAAGCAUUCCUAAAUGAAUAUUUCAGAUUCAGAGGUUUGCAAUUGCCACAAAUAUAUAAUACUAAUAUAUCAAUGAUGAAUGCGUAUCCACAUUUAUGGAAGAUGUUAUUGAAUGACAUGAAAGUUGUACAUUACACUUCACGAAAACCAUUCAUCAAACCAAAUCCAGGAAUAUUCAAAGAACCUUAUGAUCUAUGGAAUCAAUUAUAUCAAGAAAUGGAUGCUAAUAUAAAUUUAAAAAGAAUAGAAAAAGAUUGUCGUGUUGUUAACAAUUAUUUUUGA